GAAGACACCCCCCUCCCAAAGGUGAGAGGGGGGGAAGAUGGCAGCUCUCGCCAGCUCUCUCAUUAGACAGAAACGGGCGGUCAAGGACGACCAAGCCAACCGACCGGUAGCCAGCAAGCGCAAGCCCUGUCCUAAGAGCAACAAGUCCCUGUGCCAGAAACAGAUCCUUGUCCUGAUCUCCAAAGUACGACUAUGCGGAGGUCGAAAAGGUCGAAAUGACAAAAGACCAGAGCCACAGCUGAAAGGCAUCGUUACCCGGCUAUACAGCCAACACGGAUACUACCUGCAGAUGCAGCCUGAUGGCACAGUCGACAGCACAAGGGAUGAAAGCAGCUCGUUUUCACAGUUCAACUUAAUUCCAGUGGGGCUGCGGAUUGUGGCGAUUCAGGGGGCAAAAACAGGGUUGUACCUUGCCAUGAAUAGUGAAGGAUACCUCUAUACAUCAGAGCACUUCACUCCUGAGUGUAGGUUCAAGGAGAGCGUGUUUGAGAACUACUACGUUACAUACUCCUCCAUGCUCUAUCGCCAGACCCAGUCUGGCCGCUCCUGGUAUAUCGGUAUCAACCGUGAUGGUCAGGUCAUGAAGGGCAACAGGGUAAAGAAGACCAAGGGAGCUGCACACUUCCUGCCUAAAGUUAUAGAGGUUGCAAUGUAUAAGGAGCCAUCGCUGCAUGAGCUAGUCAGUGAACCAGUGAGUCCACCUCGGAAAACGGUGAAAACAUCAGAUUCGCCGUCCCUAAAGAACGGACAGAAAGAAGCUCCCAAGGCUGAGGCCUCAUAGCACAGGAGAAUGAGGGUGGGACAAAGGGCAGAAGUGACACUUGGAACACAGUUGCCCAGUAUGCACUGAGGGCGGCUGGGGAAAUGGUCCUCGCUGGCCACGACAUUCCAGAAGUGCACUACGAGAUGCUGAGGGAUAAAGAGUCAGCAGUCCAUCAGCAGCCAAGAAGACCUGAGAGAGGAGUCCCCCCUCACCCAAAUCCACAGAAAGAAAGCCCAGGGUCCGAGCCAGAACUCCUACCACCACCCUCCUCCCAGUGUUACCUUUUUCUCUACCCCUUGUGAUUUCCCUACGCACAGGCUCCUUCAUUUCUAUGUCAAGCUGAAGCUUCUUUGUCUGCUGACAGUUUCAUCUUUUCUCACAUGCCUUCCACACCAUCAGCUCUAUUGUACUGUAUAG
Archocentrus centrarchus (flier cichlid) is the source of this 1180-nucleotide messenger RNA. RefSeq names its product fibroblast growth factor 11b (gene fgf11b). Lineage: Eukaryota; Metazoa; Chordata; Actinopteri; Cichliformes; Cichlidae. Bases 38 to 781 code for a protein of 247 amino acids. The record is from RefSeq and is a predicted model, not a curated record. The transcript has 5 exons. Gene Ontology annotation, molecular function: growth factor activity.